This is a messenger RNA of Acinonyx jubatus (cheetah), 3192 nucleotides long. It is a transcript of the gene CMC2, whose product is annotated as C-X9-C motif containing 2. The record is from RefSeq and is a predicted model, not a curated record. Lineage: Eukaryota; Metazoa; Chordata; Mammalia; Carnivora; Felidae. The transcript is spliced from 4 exons. The coding region runs from base 1509 to 1748 and encodes 79 amino acids. Gene Ontology annotation, cellular component: mitochondrion.
ACACUGCCAAAUUAAGUGUGUCCUAUUUUACAUUUUCAUUAGCAGUGCAUGAGGUCUGUUUUCUCUGCAUCCUAACCAUUGCUUGGUAUUGUCUGACUUUUUGAUUAUAGCUAUUCGGGUGGAAAUGAGUGGUAUCUCAUUGUGGUUUUAGUUUGAAUUCCCUGUGACUAAUGGUGUUCAGCCUUUUUUUUUUUUUUUUUUAUGUGCUUAAUUAACCAUUCUUGUACCAUCUUCUAUGAAGUAUUCAAAUCUUUUGCCCAUUUUGGGGGUCCAUUUUAAACGUUGCGUUGGUUUGUAAGCAUUCUUUAUAUGUUCUAGGUAGCAAGUCCUUUUUCAAACAUGAUUUGCAAAUAUUUUCCCCUAGUCUCCAGCUUGUAGGAUAUUUAUUUUUUAGAGCAGUUUUAGGUUCACAGCAAAAUUGAGCAGAACGUACAGAGAGACCCAGUGUGUUCCCUGCCCCACACAUGCACAACCUCCCCCGUGAUCAGCAUCCCCCGCUAGAGUUGUGUGUUUUUACAACUGAACCUACAUUGACACAUCAUCAUCACCCAAAGUGUGGCUUAUCCUUUUUUUAAAAUUUAUUAUAUAUGUCAUGAAAUGCUCACCACGAGAAGCAUAUUACAGUAUUAUUGACCGCAUUCCCUGUGCUCUACUUUCCAUGCCUGUGUCUUUUCAUUUUCUUAAUGGUAUAUUUUUGAAGCGAGAAAGUUUUAAGUUUGAUAAUAUUUUACCAAUUUUUUCUUUUAUGAAUUGUGCUGUUGACCUAAGAACUCUUGGUCCUGCCUAAGGUCAUUAUUUUAGGUUGUCUUUCUUGAAACCUUUUAGAAGAUUAAAGCAAUCAUUGGUUCUUUCUUUUGGUAAUCUUUUCCAAGUUAAAAAGAAUAGGUUACAAAAAAGAGUAGGUAAAUAGUGCUACAUAACUAUAGCAAACACUUCAAAAUAAUGCUUUUCCUUUGACCUUGGCUGCUAAUUUUCUCCUUUGUGAAUGAACCAAUUAAAUUUAAUUUCUGGGAUUUCAGCAUCUUGCUUUCAUUGUAAUAAUUGCGUUUUAUGGACAGAUCUGCUAAACUGAAAAACUUUUUUCACAUCUGCUUUUUGUUUCUCUUCAUUGUUUAGUUAGAUUUUCUCAGCCAGAUGUUAGGAAGAAAACAGUCCAUGUUAAUUCACACUAAUGUGAGACUGAUGGGGCUUUAACCCUCUGAGAGGAGUAUACAUUUUAAAAGGAUUAAUAAACCAGUUCUCUUGUUUUGUAGAAUUUCAUUUGAACAAAAUGAGUUGUAAUCAAUUUCAGGAAUGUGGGGAAAAUAAUUGAAAUCAGGCUUAUUAAGAGAGGCUGGCCGUUUCUGCUAGAGCACUUCUUUCCAGUGUUGGGCCUCUUUAGCAACUGCAGGUUCUCUGAACACCUGAUAACUUGCUGAAUCUGUUAAACUGCUGGAUAAGGAAGCUGAGGCUCAAGGUUGAUAAUUUGCCCAAGGUCGCUCUGCUGCGCUCCAUCCCUUCUCCUAAAGAUGCAUCCUGACUUAUCUCCACACUUGCACACUGAAGAAUGCAACGUCUUGAUUAACUUGCUUAAGGAAUGUCACAAAAAUCACAGCAUUCUGAAAUUUUUUGGUCAUUGCAAUGAUCUUGAUCGGGAGAUGAGAAAAUGCUUGAAGAAUGAGUACAUGGAAAAGAGGACCAAGAGCAGGGAGCAUGGCAAUGCGAUGAGAAAAAGACUUUUUAAUCCCGCAGAGGAAUCUGAAAAAUAAAUUGCAGGCAUACCUCGUGUUAUUGUGCUUCAUUUUAUUGAGCUUCGCAGCUAGUGCAUUUUUUUCAAAUUGAAGGUUGGUGGCAACCUCGCGUCGAGUGAGUCUAUUGGUGCCAUUUUUCCAACAGCAUUUCUCACCUCGUGUUUCUGUAUUGCAUUUUGGUAAUUCUUACAAUAUUUCAAACUUUAUAAUCACUAUUAUAAUUCUUACGCUGGUCUGUGAUGUUACUAUUGUCAUUGUUUCGGGGCAUCACGAAGCGUGUCCACAGAAGACAGUGAACUUCAUCAGCGUUGUGUGUGUUCUGACUGCUCACCUACCAGCCCUUCCCUCGUCUCCCCUUGUCCUCGGGCCUCCCUGUUCCCUGGGACUCAGCAGUGUUGAAAUUAGGCCAGUUAGGAACCCUACGCUGGCCUCUAAGGGUGCAAGUGACAGGAAGAGUCCCUUGUCUCUCACUUUAAGUCAAAAGCUAGAAGUGAUUAUGCUCAGGCAGAAGGGCAUGUUGAAAGCGGAGAUAGGCCGGAGCCAGGCCUCUUGCAUCAUUUAGCCAAGCUGUGAGUGCAAAGGGAAAGUUCCCGAAGGAGAUCAAAAGGGCUCCUCCAGCGGACACACAAAUGCAAAGAGAGCGAGAGGACUUACUGCUGAUGAGAAGGUUUCAGCGGUCUGGAUAGAAGAGGAAACAUUCUCUUAAGCCAAAGCCUAAUCCAAAGCAAAGUGCUGACUCUCUCCAGUUCCAUGGAGGCUGAGAGGCGAAGAAGCUGCACAAGAAAAGCUUGAAAUUGGCCGAUAUUGGUUCGUGAGGCACAAAGGAAAGAGACUGUCGUCCUAACCUCAAAGUCCAAGGUGAAGCGGCAGGCGCUGUUGCAGAAGCUGCAGCCACGUGGAGGCAAGGCCCUUCACCAGCAAAAAGACUGACUUGCGGAAAGCUCAGGUGAUAUGGUUAGCACCUUAGAAACAAUAAAGUAUUUUUUAAUGAAGGCGUGUACAUUGAUUUUUAGACGUAAUGCUAUUGUAUACCCACUAGACUACAGGGUAGUGUAAACAUAACUUUUAUAUGUGCUGGGAAGCCAGCAAAGUCAUUUGACUCAUUUUACUGUGGUAUUUGCUUUCUUGUGGUCUGGAACCAAAUCUUUAAGAUCUCUGAGGUUUGCCUGUAUACUUCCACUAGGUGCCUUAGCUGAGAGAAGACUUAAAACCUCUUGGUGGAUAACUGAAAGAAUCUUACCUCAUUUGGUCUCCAGAAUCCUUUGGACAGAAAGUGACUCAUGAGAAAUCAAGCCAUGGAGAAAUAUGGAAACCCCGAUUCUGAGUAUUUUGUUAGGCAGAGAGCCUUAGGUACUCUCUCCCUUCUGCCAACACACCUGACUUGUAACAUGUUCCUUCCCUUUGCCAACAAUCAGUUAACAUUUGCGUAACUUAUCUCCUUCAAUAAAAUAAUUGACUUGAA